This is a messenger RNA of Falco peregrinus (peregrine falcon), 6309 nucleotides long. RefSeq names its product G protein-coupled receptor 146 (gene GPR146). The record is from RefSeq and is a predicted model, not a curated record. Gene Ontology annotation, cellular component: membrane. Bases 1534 to 2538 code for a protein of 334 amino acids. Gene Ontology annotation, molecular function: G protein-coupled receptor activity. The transcript is spliced from 3 exons. Lineage: Eukaryota; Metazoa; Chordata; Aves; Falconiformes; Falconidae. Gene Ontology annotation, biological process: G protein-coupled receptor signaling pathway.
AAAUGAGAUAUUGGAGUUUCUGCUGAGCUCACUUUGAAAAGGGUCUGACUUGAUGGGCAAAAAUGUUUCUGCCAGUCAUCAAGGAACAACAAGGCAGUGCCUACCAGUGAACUUAGUGAUUAAAGCCCUUCUAAAGUUUUGAGGCAGCAAAGACUUGACACCACAGUUUGUAACACAGCUAUAGCACACACACGCAGUUCUGACUGUGGACUAUGUAUCAAAUAGGAAUGUAGGAAUUUUCUGCCAUUUGGGAGUUGCAGUGCUUUUACCAUAUCCAUAAUGAAUUGUUAAAUACAAACCAAGAAGCACAGACUUUGCCUAAAAAAAAACCAAACUGCAGUCAGAAUAACUCAACACAAACUGAGUAACCAUUUUUAAGGUUUCUCUGGUAUUUAUUCCAUAAACGCUUAAUUUUUAAUUAAAAGCUUUUUCAUUGGUGUUUAUUUGCAAUGGAAUAAAGCCUCAGAAUCUCUAAAUGUAAGAAGUGAGGCAGAGUUCUCUGUUUUGGUUGGUGAUAUCAGAUAAUAGAUUUAUACGGAAACUCUUUAGACUGAUGAACUAAACAACAGAACAGCCAUAGUACAAAAUUCAGUAUGGGAUAAUUUAUCAGCCUACAGUUCCAAAACUCAAGUAAUGAUCCAUCUUAAAGGUGUAGAGAAUAUACACACUCAAACCCAUUAAUUGCGAGUGACAUGCAAAUAUUCUCAAGAACAAUCAACUUUUCAAAAAAGGAAACAGAGUGGAAUCCAUAAUACCAUCACAAAGUGAGGCUCUCACAAUGCUUUUUCACAACACCAAAACAAUCUCCAAGUUCAAAGUAAAUGCUCAGAAACUUUUCCUCUGACUUUUUAUUACAAGCUUGUAUUACAAGCUAGUUCACCUUUGCAAGCAGCACAAGCACCUGUGCUCUUCACAGUACAGUAAUUUUAAAAUACUGAUUGUUUAGGAUGUAUGGCCUAUAAAAAUGAAACCUCAAAGCUACAUAUUCCUAUCCCACGUUAAAAAUAAAACCCAUGCUCUUGAACCAGAGCUGUUGAUUGCGCUGGCAGGGAAUAGAACAGCCUCUCCAACGUCCCCAGAGAACCUCAGUGCAGAUGACAAUACCAUAACAAAUGUACAUGCUCCAGCAGUCCGUAUAUUUUAAGUAGCAAAUCUGAAACCCAGAGACUAAACUGAGCUGGAUCCAACAGCUCGCUCCCCUCUGAGCACAGCCUCUCACUUCUUGAAACUGGCUGUAAACAGGGAAAGGGAGGGGCCUGCCGCCUGCCAACCCAAGCAGAAACUUGUGAGUAACUUAUAGAGGAAAAACAAGUGCAGGGCAGGCAGGCACGCACAGUAGCACGCUGCCCGGGAGCUGGUGAGAGGGGAUCACCAUGUUUUCAAAGAGAAACAAGACCAGGCUUUGCAGCCGGCUUCCUUCCUCGGAAAUGCUGCUUAUCAAAUGCAUGGGGAUCCGGCAACACGGAGAAAUGUAAAACGUGAAUUAAAGAAAAGCUGGUAAUCAGCAGAGAAGACACAAAAGCUAAAAUCACUAUGUGGCGCUGUGAAGCCUUAAACAACAGUACCGAGAACAGUGAGGACCAGCAUCUCUGCCAUGACUUUCACCUUGUGCUUUCAGUCUUCUCCCUACUCUACCUCAUCAUAUGUUUCCCAAUUGGCCUUUGUUACAAUGGCUUGCUGGUCCUAGUGAAUCUCUACAACAAAGCUACUAUGACUAUGCCAGAUGUUUACUUUGUCAACAUUGCCAUUGCUGGUCUCAUCAUCAAUGCUCUGGCACCGAUGUACCUUCUAGGUCUUGCCAACACAAAAUGGGCCAUCUGGAAUUCUAACAAUGAAGUUUAUAUUACCUUACUUAUUUUAUUCAACGUCUCUUCUUUAGUUACCAUGUACUCUACUACAUUACUCAGUCUGGACUACUACAUUGAACGUGCGCUACCUAGAACUUACAUGUCAAGUGUGUACAACACCAAACAUGUUUGUGGAUUCAUAUGGGGUGGUGCCAUGCUUACAAGUUUUUCAUCUCUCCUGUUCUACGUCUGCAAUCACGUAUCCACUAAAAUAAUUGAAUGUUCCAAGAUGCAGAACAAAGAAGCAGCAGAUGCCAUUAUGGUCUUUAUUGGGUAUGUGGUACCUGCUAUUGCUGUACUGUAUGCACUUGUACUAAUCUUGCGAAUACGCAAAGAGGCUACACCACUGGAUCAAGACACUGGACGAUUAGAUCCAUCAGUGCACAGGCUUUUGAUUGCCACAGUCUGUACACAGUUCACAUUAUGGACACCCUAUUAUGUUACUCUUUUGGUAAGCACAUUUACUAAUGCACAAGGAAGAAUUGCAGAUGACAAUUACAGUCGAAUAUUGCAUUUUACCAAGAUUUUAGCAAAAUUCUUGGCUUUCUCAAGCAGCUUUGUAAUGCCUCUGCUCUACAGAUACAUUAACAAAAACUUUCCCAACAAAUUACGACGUUUGCUUAAAAAGAUACACUGUGGGAAUCAAGGGUGUUCUCACGAACGCACAGUAGUACAGCAAGUCAUGACGUAGGUGUGAAGAAACCCUCUGGUGCUCUGUUACUGCAGUACUUAGCAUACCAGUAUUGGGACUGUGAUACUGCUGUGUUGGCACUCAGAAUCAUUACUGUGAGAGUCCCAACCAAGAGGCUAGAAGGAGCUUUCCAUUACAAUUAAAUGAAACAGUCUUAGUUUUCAAAUAGUUAAUUGUUUGCUGAAAUCUUGGGAGACUCUGGUCUAUGUGCUGUAAUACCUGUGACAUCUAAUACUUCCAGUGCACUGAUUUGGUUACAAUGCAUAAACUCUGUCUCGUAACUAAUACUCCUGUCUGAAGAAAUCACUAAGCAGUUUAUUGAAGUCUUGACUGAAGACACAGCACCUUGUAUCUUGCAUAGAAAAAGGUAUUACCUUAUUCUCUGUACAAAGAAGUAAUAGUGCUAUCCUUAAUGAAGUAAAUAGCAUUUUUCAAUGAAGAUGAUACAAUGAUCUUUACUAAAGAUCAUAUUAUCCAAUUAUACUUGUCCAAAUAGUAAAUGAUAAUGAUAAAUUAUUUAAUUUCUUUCUCUGUCAUUGAAUCCCCUUUAAAAGAAGCUUAAUAUACCAUUUUCAGAAUUUUUUGCACACAAACUAACCUAAGUUUUAACAUUUAUGGUAAAUGGAUCUUUUUCUAGAUAGAAAAAUUAACAAAAAUGUGGUUUAGUUUUACAGUGCUUUGUUUGCAUCCUAAAACAUUUCAAGAAUUCAGAAAUACUUAUUAACCAAUUCUAAGGGAACUGAGAUACGUUUGUUCCAGAUAUUAAAAUGAAGGACACAGUGGUUUACAAAGUUAAACCAAAAUUUAACUAGUAAAGAUUGUCUGGCUAAGUGUUAUGGUCCACAUAUGUUCAUGUAACAAGAGUAAUUAUCUUAAAAAUAAAUAUGUUUAUGAUUAACAUUUUGUAUUUUCAAGGGAUACAUUUGCAACAAAUAAAUCUCUAAUCUAGGGCAUCAUUGGAGGUUUGGAAACCAUACAAAUCCCCUCAACACACAGAAUUUUUUAAAUGGGAGUAAUAUAAAGGAAUUCCAGUCAGCAUCAGCUUUUUGCUGACCUCUCAGAAAUGGAGUGCCUCCCAGCAUGAUUCUAGAAAACGCAGUAAAAGUAUAGUUUCUGUAUUUCACAGUGGGGAUGAAGAAAUCCAAUCCAUGUUGCCAAAUUUUACUGAGUAUAUGAAAUAUGUAAGAAACAGACAUGCUGCAGGAAGCAAGUUACCCACAACAGUAAGCUACAAAAACUUGACCCAAGAACUACCUGUUCCUAUGCUGCUGUUGUAUUAUUGAUGACAGAGGUGGGUAGAAGUUAAAGUGAUACUCUCCCAGAUAAGUUUUGGGGCAGCAAGACACUUUUGUCCCUCACUCUGCAACACAGCAGAAUCAUUUUGUUGCUUAGUCUGUCACAACACAACUCAGAUUCCACGACUAUUCAAAAAAUGCGGCUUUUCAAGCCUCUGGUACAGAAAAAACAUGGAGCAAAACCAGAACUGAACCUUUUCCAUUGCUUAUAGCACAAUCUCAUCUGGUAAUUGGUCCUAAUUUGUCAGCAUAGAGACAGGCUUAAGUUCUAAGUGGAAAGCAGGUAAGGAACAGCCUUUUGAGUUACUUUUCCUUCUCUUCAAUGUUAUUCAGAUUUCUUCUCAUAGCCAUCUUUGCUUGUCUUCUUCAUAUACAAGCCUCUCAAGUUACCAACAUCCUGGUGGAAGCCUCUCCAUUGAUUGUAACUUUUUAAAAUAGCAUUUCAUAUUUUAUUGAAUUUUUUUAACCUUUAAACCCCAUACAGUAAUUAAUCUAUUUCUAUGGUGUUUUCUCCACACAAAAACUAUCCAGCACAACUACAUCAAUUUACUUCAUAGUUUCAGCCUGUUGAUGAAAACAAUGUUAAGGAAUGAAGCCUGCCUUUUUAUCAUUGUGUCCAGUUCACGCACUAAUUUAUAGUGCCUCUAUGCUGACAUGAUACUGGCUGCUUUGAUUGGUUUUUCCCCCCCUUGAGAGGUUUUCUAUGAAUUUCUACACAUCUUCAGCAUUCAAGCUUACUUCCAUACAGAAGCACUUAAGAAAUCUUUUCUUACAACUGUCAAGCAAAUAGGCUGCUUUUCUUCCCAUCUGAGGAAACUUCGAUUUCCUAAUGCACACCACAUUAAAUCUCUCAUGUAAAAUCUGUUAAAGAAAUUCUGUCUCAUUAUGCAGGAAAAAUUCCAGCAGGCAGGAACUGGCUUAUCUGGUGUGAAUAGAGGCUUCCAGAACUGGGACAGUGCCAGAAUGGUGUGGCUUAGCAGGCAACAUUAAGUGCAGUUCUAACUUCAAUGUUGCUUCCCCUACUUCUAUUUCCCCCUUAUCCUAAGAAGUCUUACUUUCUGUCAUAAGAGGACCAUCACAUUUGUUUCUGUUCCUUUCUCUCCAUGUUAAAUGCCCCAUCUCAGAUCAUGGCUCUUAAUUUUCUUCUUCUUUCUCACUUCUCUGCACUAGUUAAUUUUCAUUUUGCUCUUCAGUUUCCAUCUAUGUUUGGUCUCGUAUACUUGGUACCAUUCACAACUUCCAUUUACUUCAUUAAAGUGACUCCUUCACGAUGACCAAUAUCUUAUUCAAUGAUCUGACAUUACAAAUGGAUUCACGUCAUAAAAUGGAAGCUGCUAUUUAAGAGAUAAAGAAUAAGUUUUUAUAUAAUUUACCCUUGAAGUCUCAAUUAUUUUUUCCUAAUCUUUAUUGCAGCAGAGUUAAGUAUGUUUGUGUGUAUUCUUGAUAAUAUACUAGAUUUGAUAGCAAUAAUAUAGACAAACAACUUCCAUAAUUUAAUGAAAAUUACUGAUACCCACUCAACUGUUUUUAGGAGUUAACUUGAUGUAUCAAUUGCCUCAAAGAAACUGCCAUGGAGCUGCCUGACUGCUAUUCUUUUAAGGAAAUUCUGAACUUAAUUACAGCGCCAUCAUAUGGUAUCUGUUGAAAAGCAGUAUCCCAAACAGCAAGAACUUUGCAAUAUUUAUAUAAACAACAGUUGAUAAGCAAGUGCAGUAAAAUACUUAAGGAAAUACAUGGUAUCAUAAAUAUAGACUAAUUUUAAUGGACAAAUCUUUAAGAUACGAAGUUCUCCAGAAUGGAGCCUUUGCAUUUCACAUACCUGAAGGAUUCUGAUUACUGUAAAUAGAGGCUUAUCUAUUUUUCAUUCAAAUAAAUAUGAAUAAAAUACUGUAUAUAUGCAAGAUAAAAAUCAGCCUACUGAUGUAAAAACAAUUUGCAAAGAAUUUAUUAAAUUAUUUCUUAAAGUGUCAUAUAAAUGUAAACCUCUGCAUAGUAAGGUGUACUGUAUGUUGCUGUAUGUAUAUACUGUAUACUAGAAAGUAAGCACUAGUUAAGUGCCAUUAUUAACAGUGUUAUUUUCUCACAAAAUUAAACUUAAUAUUUGAAUUGUUCUAUGGCUUAGAGCCCUCUUGCUAAACUGCCUAAGUCAAAUCAAUGAACUAACAACAAUGUUGUGCUCUGCUUCUGCUUGAAUCAUUAAUAUAGCUAGCUCAAGACAUGUCCUUGACUAACCUAGUAGAGGUCCUAGUUUCAAAAGUUCCCAUUUGAGAAUCAAACUGAGUUGAUCUCUGAAGACAUAAUUUCCAUUAAUUAAAGAAAGUGAUCAACCCCUGGAAAAUUUCUGGUUCUGUUAAAAUGAAGAGAUGUGGCCUCCAAUAUUAUGUGAAAUGGAAAUAUACAGAAAUGGACUAUCCACAAAGCUUCAGAAAGGAACUAUUGACUCAUAAUACAUUCUCAAUAAAUGGUGUUAAAAGUA